Messenger RNA from Paramuricea clavata, 252 nucleotides. The record is from the annotation of a GenBank genome assembly. NCBI's taxonomy places the organism in Eukaryota, Metazoa, Cnidaria, Anthozoa, Malacalcyonacea, Plexauridae.
AUGUCACAAAACGGAAAAUUCAAACUUGCUCAGCAACAACUGGGUGAAAAAGCUCUUGAUGCACUUUAUAAAAUCCGAAAAAACAUUGACUUUCGCAAACUAACACCAAAACUUGCAAUGAAGAUUUUUGACUCGAUCAUUUCCCCCAUAUUACUGUACAACUCAGAAAUUUGGGGUGCUUACAAAAAAACGACUAUAAUAAAUGGGAGAACUCAGAAAUCGAAAGAUUCUGCAAGUUAUAUUUGGGUGUAA